UCUCGGACGGAUCCAUAUGGAGACGUUUCGCAUGAAGGUUGGACCAGCAGCUCCAGUCGUGAUGGUUCAACAAAUUGUGCCUUUCAGCUACGGCAAAAGGUUACUUCUGGGUCCGUAGCCUCUGGCUUUGGCGCGCGCCGAGCAACGGCGCGCUCAGCAAGUGCUAGAAUUUUGCAGGGCGUGACUUCCACGAGGCUCAUCAAGGGCCUGAAGAGCUCAUCAAGGGCUCACCCGCGGUUCUCGCGAACCGCUCGUUAGCGUUGUCCAGGGCGUCACCCCGCCCUUUAUUUGCGCAGCCCAUGCCUGGGCGCAUUGCCCAGUCAGGCAGCGUGCACCAAGCGCCUGGACCGGGCCUGGGCCCGCUGGCCGGCGAGUCCACGCGGCGCCGCGUGCGCCUCAAGAACACUUUCCUCGAGGUGGACGACAGCGACGACAGCCGCCCACCCGACAGCCCGCGCGCUCUGUCUGACCCGGGCCUGUGCCGCGGACCGGGCGCGGAGGGGCAGGACGCGGAGGGGCAGGACGGGGAGGCCAGCGCGGCCGCGGCGGAGGGACAGCAGGCCCCGGGUUGCGCCGCCCGGGGCGCUGGACCCGCCGGGGGCAGCUCGCCCCAGGAGCACGCCACGGUCGGGGAGCACCUCCGGGCGCUGGGCGGGGUGGACCCCCGGCGGGUGCUGGUCGUGCGGCGCAUCUACAAGCUGGGCUACCAGUCGGGCAGCUUGCUCGCGUCGCACUUCUCAAAGUUCGGGCGGGUGCACGAGGUGCUGGUCCCGCGCCGGCAGGCCAAGCUGUUCCGCUGCCGAAGUCAGGCAGCGGGGGCUGGGACUCGGGAUCGGCCUGGAGCCAUAGGUUUUGUCGUCAUGGCCGACGCUGAGUGCACUGACCGGGCCAUGUGGGACGGAAAGCAGCAUAUGGUAGCCGGCGAACGCAUCACAGUGGAGCCCUUCGAGCCGACGGCCCCAAGGCCUGAGUGGCGCUAUGCGCCUUCCCGGCAGAUUUGCAGCUCGCACCCCGCAUAGGAGCGAUUGGCUCGCCUUCGACAGUGGUGGGUGCACCGAGCGUAGAGGAUCAGAAGUUUCAUCCAGCUGCCUGAGGCGAGUCCCACACCGUGCCAGCGCAGCCUUUUACAAAACCAGAGAAAUUAAGGAUGAUUUGUGGUGCGUGGGGUGGUGGUCCCUCAGAAGAUUUACUCAGACUCUACCAGACUGGAUUUCGACACACAGCUGUUGCCACUACAAAGGAGGGUGUGACUAGCGAAGAUUAUUUUCUAUCCUUGCAACGAAGCUGGCCUCGGCUGGGAGUUUGCGGGUGUCCGCGACCGGUUUGUCCGCUGGCGCCCGACCACCUCCCCUCACCCGCCCCCUCGAAUUGUUCACAUUGUGUGCGUGCGCACACCGUUCUGUCUUCACCAUUCUCUCACUCGGCGGCGCUACUUGCAGAAGCGAGCAUCCGAGUGGCGAUUGGCUUGCAGCACCAUGGUAGAGUAUCAUUUCCAGGCGUUGCGUUCUGCAGGGCUUUCCGCGAGCCAGUCUGUGAGUUGGUGACGUUCCCCGCGGCUAGUUCGCUCAGUUCCCUUUCGCGAGUCGGACCUCAGACGGUCUCCAUCGCAAACACCGGCAGUAUCAUGCGGCGGGACGCGGUUACCUCUUGCCCAUCUGCAAGCGCACAUGUUGACACAAGUUGGGCCAAAGCCUGGCCAAGCUAUUGGUCUGUGCCGCGUACCCACUAAAACUGCUAAAUUUCAGCCACACCGUUGGGGGAGAAAAAAUGUGCCGAUGCCGCUACUCCCCAGACCUCUCUUGGGGUGCGUCCUGGACCAUCGGCGCCCCUAGAUGCAUGCAUUGUUCUCCCCUUGGCUAUUCGCCCCCAUCGUCACCCUCGAGUCUGAGCUCCCGUUUCUCUCUACCUCGUUUGUGUGCCCCAUAGCCACGUCAUGGCCUUGCUUGCUCGGGCGGUUCGGGCGUGCUGUCAACCGCACAUCUUUCGGCGGCAGGCUGCUGGUGAAUGUUUCCUAAGGCGUGUUGCCCGAGCAUCCGUUCAAUAUUCUGGAUGGGGAAGGUGUGGACACCGAUAUCCUUGCCCCUCGUCUGAUGAAUAUUCAGAUGUUGCGAUCGAUGCGACUCUGAAUGCAGCGUUGUGAUUAGUAGCCGCACCGGCCAGUACGAAGUUGGGCUGCUUCAAGAGAGCAGUAUCAUAAAAUGGGCGGCAUCAUCAUGAGGCAAACACAUCAACUCAAUGACAGGUAAUUCCGUGCAUGGCUUUUUGGGAAAAUUUGACGCUGAGAACACUGCGCGUUUCAGCUGGACACAUCUUCGCGAGAAGACUCGUUUCGAGCGAUCAGGAGAAAGCAUAUAAUCACGUUCUUUUCCCCAUGCCCUGAAGUAUGUGGUCAUUGUGGUCAGUGUAACGCCUUCACGCCGCCUCUCUCCUUCGCCACCUCCCUCCUUCGCCCACACUCUGCGACCC
This is a messenger RNA of Prorocentrum cordatum, 2466 nucleotides long. NCBI's taxonomy places the organism in Eukaryota, Dinophyceae, Prorocentrales, Prorocentraceae. The record is from the annotation of a GenBank genome assembly.